AAGCAGAGCAAAUCGGACUACAGGUCAAUGUAGAUAAAACAAAAUACAUGAUAGUUAGCCGAAACAUCCACCCUAAUAACAUGGUUUCGUGGACUGUAUGUCAUUCAUGAAAGUAGACAGAUUCAAAUACCUCGGCUCCACAAUAAACUCAAUAAAUGAUCAACUAACAGAGAUAGACCAGCGAAUAACAAGUGCGAACAGAUCUUUCUUCUCUCUUUCAAAGGUACUGAAAUCCAGAAAUCUCAAAAUUAGGAUGUACAAUGCCUUGAUUAAGCCAGUUCUGCUGUACUGUUGAGAAACCUGGACUCUAACCAGCACACUAGAAGCCAGAAUUGAGAGAUUCGAAAGAAAAGUUCUACGUAGGAUAACAGGACCUAUAUGGGACUAGAAUAUUGACACAUGGAGGAGAAGGAACAAUAAAGAACUGUUGAAAGAAACGGGUCAGUCAAUAUCUCAUGACAUGAAGGCAGGGAGGUUAAAAUGGGCAGGGCAUGUAGCUCGUAGCAAUCCGUCUGGACGCCUUUACACGACAAUGAAUGCCAGAGUAGUAGGCAAGAGACCAUGUGGGAGGCCAAAAACCAGAUGUAUAGAUAGCAUAAACAAAGAUAGGGCUGAGCUUCAUGCCACAAACUGGAAAGCAGUAGCCCACAUUACGAUUACUGUCAUUAUGAUUAUGAUUACAAUGAUCUUGAUUACGUUAUUACAGUGUUCAGGUUUCCGAUGACUAUUGUAAUCAGGUAAUUGUGUCACAUUUAUGCUUUAGUUUAAGUGCUAUUGAAUCAGGUGUAAAGUUGGUGUGGUCGUUAAGUUUUAUUUUCAGUUGUAAUUAUGUAUUCAUUGAUUCAGAUAUGCCCCAUCUCUGGUUUUAACCUACUGCCUCAUAGAAAAGCCUCAAAAUAGUUCAAAAAUAGAAUUCAUCACUGAGGCACCCUGUUAUUUAAACAGAAUGAGCCUGACAGGCUUUUAACUCACAUAUGAGUCCACUGUCUCAUAUGAGUCUGGGCUAAAUUCCUUCUCGAUCCAUAUAUUAGUCCACUGACAUUAAAGGGUCAAGGAUUACAACUGACAUGUUGAAUAUACCUAGUAAUACUGCACUCUCAUUGGCCAGCAUAAAGUUUCAAUUGAUUUUAAAACUAUUCAAUUUCGUUCAUUCACUUGCUAUGUUUAGAAAUGAAUAUGUAUUUUUUGAUCAGGGUACCUAUAGGAAAACAUACAUGUCAUCGGAACCAUACACAUUAAUAAAACAAUUGGUUCUAUCCUUUAGUGAGACACUUGUUGCUGACACCUUUGUCCAAAUAUCAUUUUUUGGGACUGAUUUGUCUCUUAAAUGUAAAGAUCUUGUAGAGAAAAAAUUUGACCUGAUCAUAAUACGUUCCUUACAUAGCCAGGAUCUUGUGGUCCUAAGAAUAUUACAAAUAGUUUUUAACAAAUAAAUAAUUCCUAUAACAGCUUUAAGGGUGGUUGUAAAGUAAAACUAUUCUCUAAGAUGCAGCAUUCUUCAGAGACAUAAAACACAGUAAUAAAAUUAAAGGUUCUUAAACCUUGGCGAUGAAGAAAAUAUUUUGAUUUUAUUUUAUAGAUUUAUUCAACUUAUUUUAGUUAUAUAGGUGAAUUAUAUGUGAUGGCUGUAAUAUUUUGUUGCAUAAAAAAACAAAUUCUUGAUUUAUUUUUAAUGCUUUCUUUAAUGGUCAAUAUUAAUUUAAGUUACAUUUAUACAGGGAUAUCCAAUUCUCGCGAGAGAAGUGACUCGAUGCCUUCUCGCCAUCGAACAACGAGCGAGAGUGCUCACUUCAUUCACUUUCCUCAGGGCCACAUACGACCUCACUCCAUGUACAACAAGGCGAUUAACAAUUAUUCACCUCCUGUUGUUUCCAGCCCAGUCAGUCCAGCAAGUGUGGCUUGCUCGACCGAUUCAGCUGAGUCCUCGUUGUCCAUGGAUGGUGAUGUCCCAGACGUACCUUGGGAAGAAAGUGGGAGGUAUUCACUUACUCCUGAUGAACCGGUUAUCCUUGAAGAAAAUUUGGAUGACUACGCUCCUUGGCCAGGGGAAGAUGAAAAACUUAACAAUUACAUGCCGAUGGAGCCUUCUUACUGCCUUUCUAUUCAGUCGAACAGUACGCUGAACAGGAAGCACUCGCCUAACCCCAGUAGCAGUGGUUUCAAAUCCAGUUCCCCUUCACAGGGCUCAGGAAUGGACAUGUACAGCCCCUACAGUUCCUCUCCAUUAGAUACACCUGGUAACUACCUUCCAAUGAGUCCAGGUGACAAUCGUUACCUGAGAAAUACCGUAGUAAAUCAUAGUCGAGGAAGCAGCUUAACCGAAGAUGGUUAUGUUCCUAUGGCUCCAGCUGCCUCCGAUGAUGGCUAUGUGGAUAUGGAUCAAGGAUCAGUCCAGAACAACAAACAAGGUUCCUGUGGUUCGAUCACAUCUGGCACCCCAUCAACGGACAUACGGUUUUCUGAGUAUGCACUUGAUAAAGUGUCAGCUUUCUUUCCUCCUAGCGAUGCGGAUCCUGCAAUCGACCUAACGCCUAAUGAAAGGCCCGCUCGAGCCUAUUCGGUGGGUUCCAGGCCAAGCCAAAAUGUUAAUAGAUCUGAAUUAUUAAGCUCAAGUACCUGUGAAAGAGUUCGUGCUUUCUCAGUUGGCUCCCGAAAUGUGCAUGUAUUUGGUCGCAUACCACCAUCUUCUAGCCACUCGUCAAUGGAACCCUGUGACGAUAUGAUGGAAUUAGACUUCAGUAAAAAGGGCCGUCGAGCAAGAAAGAAAGCUAAUAGUUCUGAAAGGUUAAGUGUUCCUGGAAGUAGUGCAUCCACUUUAUCUUCUGCUGCUAGCUCAUACUCUACAGCCGAAGGAAGUUAUAUGGAAAUGUCUCCUCCCAAGAAGUGCUUCGGAAAGUCGCCACCCAAGUCUUCUCCUCCAGGACACCCAUCACCUUCUCUCAGUAGGGUUCCUGAAGGCGGGGAAGGCUACAUGGAAAUGAAACCUGGCGAUCCCAAACAUAUUGUACCGAUGAAUACUAAAGUAAGAGUAGAUUCAUUUCCGGUUACAUCACCUCCUAUUAAGCCUUUUCUUCUCUCGGGAAGGAAUAAGGACGAUUAUCUCGAUAUGAGCCUUAAGAGGAAAAUGUCCAUCACUGAGGACAACAAUAACACUAAGGUAAUGGCUCCUCAACCUGACGAAUACGUAGAGAUGACCCUCGGACCUAAAGCUGACCAAGAAAGCAGUUACAUGGUCAUGAACAUGGGCAGCAAGGAAAGGAGAGGCAGUCGAAGAGGAAGCCAACCGAUCACCAUCCAAGGCCCGAAGGAACCAAGUUCCUUGCCUAUCUUCGCCCUGUCGGGAGGAAGGAAGCACUCGACUGGCACGCCACCCAAGGGCCCCCUCCACCUGUCGCUGAGCGGCUCUCCCAGGUGGAGCCACAAGAGCCUCAGCAACAAUAGCAUCAGCAGCACCAGUACCACCAGCAGUAGGAGGGACGAUCAAGGCAUUUUCCCAUUCAGCCCGGAUGGAUACGAACCUCCUGCAAAGUGUCCUGUCGAUGGAACCUCGGGCGAGUUGCGUAUCUAUAACGAGGAAGAUGACGAUGAUACUGAAGUGAGCCCUAUGGAUAGGCUUCUCUCAGGUUUAGGAAACGUAACAAUAAUGUCUCCUAAAGAAGAUUCAAAGCAUUCAGCCUCUACUCUUUCUCCUAAUGGAAAGAGCUGCAUUAUGCUUCCCUUGACCUGGUAAAAUCAGGUUCAGAAAGUGAAGAGUCCAGUAGGACCGUUCGGACGGGCACGGAAUCCUCAUCUUCCCCCAGCCCAAGCCUUCCUUCGGACAGUUCACCUUUCAAUUAUGCAGAGAUAGAUUUUGCGAAAUGUACGAAUAAGUCUCUUCAUUGAACAGUGUACACGACCUCUUGUCAGAUACACUUCCUAAAUUUAGACAACAUUAUUGACCACAUUUUGUCAUAAUUUUUUAAUAUAAUUUACAUUUAUUAAAAAGUAUUAGCGUUAAUUAUAUACAUGUUAUAAUAAUAAUAACAAUGUGUUUAAUAGUGUUGUCUAAAGGUUGUUAUUAUAAUUAUUUUAUUUUUUAGUUAAUGUGUAAAUAUGUAUAUUGGAUUGAAGAUUACAAUGAAGUUCGGUGCAUGGUUUUUAAAUUGAAAUUAAAUUAAAAAAAUAUAGGAUCCUAGAAUGGCUAAAGUGCAUGGUGGUUUCUGUUUGAAGAAUGAUUUUCAACAUAUCGUAUUGCCAAGAUAAUAUGUAUUUGGUUCUAAUCAGAGUUACCAGGCUAUUGAUAAAGUUUAAUAAUAUUGUUAGGUAAUUUUUGCCUUUUUACACAUAUCACAGAGGUCGAGGGUUGUGUUGAAUGCGAGAUGUGGUAGGGAAGCUCUAGAAAGCAUAUUUUGCCUUGUUUAAUUUCUUUUUUUCUUUUUUUGAUGGAAUAAUAAGGAAAUAAUUAAUGUGUGUCGUUUUUAGUUAAUUUAUUUUAGGACCUUUUGAGGUGCUCUAAAGUGUAUAAAAAGGACUAUUUUCUAAUCUUAAAUAAUUGUAUACAUUUUAUUUUGUGUACUCGCCGUACACUUUUAGUGCCAUUUUUAAAGCAUUUCAUCAAGCAGAUCAUACUAAGCUUAUGAAUAUACUAUACUUCUGAAUAAAGAUUAUCCUGACUGAUAAUUCAUAAUGUUAAAUGUUAAGUUUAUUAACGCAACUCUGAGCUGCCAUUAAAGUUUAUUCUCUCAGGUUUACGAUUUGAACUAAUCUUAAUAAAUCAAAUUUUCAGUUCUCUUUUUUUAUUUUAUAUAUUUUUUUUUGUUUUUUACUAAUAUAAAAACAAUUGUUCCUUACGUUUUUAAUUUUUAAUUACCUUGAAUAUGGUACCUCAAUCAUUCCAGUUGUUAUGAAAUCGAUCAUGGCAACUGAUGGUCCUAAAAAACAAAACAAAAACCAGAGUGUUCAACGUUACGUCCUACAUAAAAUUUAGUAACUAGGGUUUUUCUACUCAUGUUUUAUUAAUAUUCACUUUUAAUUUUUCUUAGCGAAGGUUAGCCACUUAUAGUUUGAGGAGCUUUUAACAGGAACUGUCAUAGCGUCUGUUAGUGAAAAUGUUUUAUUAUCAAACUAUGUUUUCUUUAAACAAAUGAAGUCUGCUUUAGGCUUUUAGAAGUUAGGCUAAGUGAAUUUUGAACAAGCUUUAAGCUGUAUCCUUAUAUAUAUUCAAAAAUAUAUAUUAAAAUAUUUAUCUAAUUUAAUUAAUUGUAAAGUGUUAUGGUUGUUUUCAUUCUCUAUCCAGAAUGAAAAUCGACAACAAAAUAAAUAUAUAUAUAUAUAUUAAAUAUCCUAUUAGUGUGGAAUUUUAUAUCCUGUCGGUUUAUUUUUUUAUUUUUAUUUUUUAUCAUUUUUUUCCUCCUAGAUCUAAUGUAAUGUUAGAGCCCUAUGUGUUUACUUAACCACAUGGUAUAAUGUUUAAGUCCACCUUUAUACAAAAGUCAAACAUAAAGAGUUCCUUUCAUUUAUUUGUAAGUUAUUAUGUUCCCAUUGUCGAAGUGUGUGUAAGAAAGUGAUGUUUUAACAUUAUUAUUAUUAUUAUUAUUUUUUUGUAUAUUAAAAGUGUUAAGAUUCGAUUAUUGUAAAUGUAAUUAUUUAUUAUAUAUAUAUGUUAAAAUAUUUAUAAUCAGUCUCUUUUAAUUUAAUUUAUAUUUAAUUGUAUUCAGCUCUAUAGCUUUAAAGAUGUAUUAUACUCCUAAGCAGCCAUGUUCCUUCUCUCUCUCAUUUGUCACAAUAUCUUUAAAACUUAAUUAUAACUAUUUUCUAUCCUCUUAUUGUAACCUAUAUAAAGUAAUAAUAAUACUAUUAGAUAUAUAUUUAUUAAAGGUAAUUGUAUGACUGUUAAUUAUUUUUAAAUUAUAGUUAAUGAAUUCCUUACAGAACUACAAUGCAAGUGUAUCAUUAUAAUAUAGUCUGAACUUUAUAAAAGACCAUGCCACAUUUGUUUUUACAUUCCAUUAUUAGAAAUGCACAUUAACAUAUUAUGAUUAAAUUUGUAAUUAUUUUAUUUUUAUUUUGGAAUUAUUAAUUCUUCAAAGGGCUCGAAGUAUGUUAUAAUAUUAAGGAUUAUAAAAAUGUUAUUCGUUGCCAUAAACUUUUCAUUUUUCUUUUCUUUUUACGUAGUUGACCAAAUAGAGAUCUAGUCAAAUAGCUUCAAAGCCCUUGCUCAUUGAAUAAUAUUUAAGAACAAAUUAUUUUAAUUGCUCAACAUAAAAUUAAUGUGCAUUAUAUAAUUUUUAAGGUUCAAAUACCAAGUUUCAUUCGGUUACAUGAAACAGGCUUUAUUUAAUUAUCUUUUCAACAGAGUAAACAGUGGGGUUCAAAUAUUACAUAUAUUUUAUUUAAUUUGUUUGAAUGUAAAUUAUCGACAAUUAACUGAGUACUGAUUUCAUUACAAAAAAAUAAUAAAAAAACAAAAAAAAAAAUCAAAAAGAUUUGUCGUUAAGAUUUUAAAUGCUGCUCAUUUAAUUGUUUUAAUUAUAUUUAUGGCUUAAUUGAAGGUAUGUUAAUUGUUUUGUGGAUUUAUGAUUUUACAUAAAUGUAUGUAUAUAAAAAUAGAAAUGUAAAUACGAUUUUUUUUUUUUAAAUGUACACUACACUCAUCAUGCCCUAUAUUGUACAUUAAAAUGAAGGGAUUAAGUAUUUGAACUCUAUUCUGAGUUGCAUAUGUUAACUGAAAUUUAGCUAAAUAUUUUCCCCCCCUGCUCAUAAAAAAAAAAUUAUGUUACACAAUUUAUUUAAGUUUUGAUAUUGUAUAAUUUUUAUGUACAAAAUUACCUUUUAAGAAAUGUUAUCUUGGUAUAUUCCACAAACACUUAUAAAAAAUAUUAUAUCAUUACUGCCGAAUAUUCCAAUGAAGAGACUGUAUUUACAUAUGAAUAAAUAAAUAAGCUUAAAUUUCAGAAAAUGUUUCCAUCAAUUUGUUUGCAUUUCACUUGUAUAGAUAGAACCUCUUGUUAUCAUAUAUGCCAUAGUUUUAGAUUAUAUAAUUUUAAAAUAUAUUAUAUGUAUAGUGAAAUCUA
Molecule: messenger RNA, 7052 nt
Organism: Nezara viridula (southern green stink bug)
Lineage: Eukaryota; Metazoa; Arthropoda; Insecta; Hemiptera; Pentatomidae
Source: the annotation of a GenBank genome assembly